Podarcis muralis (Common wall lizard) is the source of this 1189-nucleotide messenger RNA. The record is from RefSeq and is a predicted model, not a curated record. Lineage: Eukaryota; Metazoa; Chordata; Lepidosauria; Squamata; Lacertidae.
UUGCGGGGAUUCCACUUUCUACAUCUCUCCAUUGGAAAAACUGUCCGUUCCUCUGACCUCUCUUUUUCUACCACGCUCAGGAAACAUGGCCCAAGUUGGUUCAGGGAAGACGGUUCUUUUCCACCAGGAAGACCCAAAAGGUCUCACCUACCGCAUCCCAGCUCUCCUCUACCUGCCGUCUGAGUCUACUUUCCUGGCAUUUGCUGAGGAGCGCUCAACGCCCAGAGACGAAAAUGCCAAGUUCCUGGUGAUGAGACGAGGGCGGAAGGAAGGAAUGUCUGUUCAGUGGGGUCCUCAGACGUCUCUGAUGGAAGCCACGUUGGCCAACCAUCGCACCAUGAACCCUUGCCCCAUUCUCGAGAGGAAGAGUGGACGCGUUUUCCUGUUCUUCAUCUGCGUGGAGACCCACGUGACGGAACGGCAGCAGAUCUUCACAGGGAGGAACGCCGCUCGGCUCUGCUACGUCGUCAGCCAAGAUGGCGGCCGCACCUGGAGCCAGACGACCGACCUGACGGAGCAGGUGAUUGGCAAACAUUUGAGGAACUGGGCCACCUUUGCGGUUGGGCCUGGGCACGGCCUGCAGCUGAGUUCCGGGCGCCUGGUGAUCCCAGCUUACGCCUACUACAUCCACAAGCGAUGUUUCGGGCACGCGCUCAACUGCUGGACCAGACCUCAUUCCUUGGCGUUCUACAGCGAUGACGGCGGGCAGAGUUGGGCCCGAGGACAGCUCCUGAUGCACUUGAACACAUCCGAGUGCCAAGUUGCGGAGCUGACCUGCCGGGACGAUAUCCAAGUGCUGUACUGCAACUCCCGCAGCCCGGACAGGUACCGGGCCGAAGCUUUCAGCACAGAUGGCGGAGAACACUUUGAGGAAGGGUACCUGUCCAAGGACUUGUGCGAGCCGCCCAGUGGGUGCCAGGGCAGCGUGGUGAGCUUCUUCCCUCAGCCGGAGGGCAGCUCUCGCUCCUCUCUGGCCUCGUUCAGCAGCACAAAGUCCUGGCUGUAUGAAGUGGUGACAGCAGCAGAACAUAUCACAAUUGCCUUAAGUAUAAUCAUGUCUUUAAUUGCCAAAGCAAUGCUGUUUCAAAGUGAAGCUAUGGAAGCUGAACAGAUCAAAGCCUAUUGGACAUCCACACCUGCUUCUUAUGCUCCGGAGAUAUUUGAUACUGUUACAGAAAAGUAUCAAUAG